UUGCAGAACAGAGGAUGUAGCUUGCAAAAAAAAUCACCUGGUGUACUGAGUAGAAUCUUAUUCUAGGUGUUUGGGUUUGUUUGGUGGUUUUUUUUGUUAUGUGCACUCAUGGCAAGAUUUGUUCAUUUCUAAAUGCUGUUGCAUUUAGGCACUUUUGGAUCUUUAAUAUGUCUAUUCUCAUGUUUUGAUGUGAUAGAAUAUAUAUUAUCUGUUCCUUUUUAGGUGCAAAGAAGUUGAAUCUCUUGCUCUAGCUUAUGUGGGAAAUUUUUUUUUGUGGAUUGGAUCAGUGGGUCUGAGUUUGCUGGGAUUCAGACAUCCUAUUCACUAAUUACAGAAACUGAUUGUGGGAAUGAGUGAAUGGUUUAGUAUUAAAAUGCAAACCUAAUCAAUGAUCUGAUGUACCAGUUUAAAAAGUUAACAGCCUAUCUGUUUCAGAAACCUAUACAGGCUCUUUGGAAAUGAACUAGGAGGGAAACUUCAAGUACAAUAAUAAAACCAAGAAUUUUGGUGUGGAUUUGUGUAUCUGGGGAGUCCUGUCCUAAAGGAAAUGCUGUAAACCUCACAACUUGCUCAGCUUGUAAUUAAGACUUCUCAUACUGGGAGUCAUGAAACCAUUAUUGAUUAUUUAUUUGAAAUAAUAUUGUAAUUAUAAUGUAACUGGUCUGCCAGAUUAGCCUAGCAGUCUUAUAAGGUUUAAUAGUAUGUGUUAAUAAAUAACUGAAGACUAAGCAGGAAAUUUUGAAGCAUGGGUGGAUUUUUCCCCCGCAGACAUGUAUAGAAGGAGCACAGUUCUGCUCUCUAGAACAAGUCCGUUAAGAAGGUACCCUACAUUUUUGUUCACUCUGUGCAGAAGAUACUGAAGAUAGAAUGUGAUGUGCAUAGGUUACAUUUCAGAGGUGAUGUUUUAUCUUUGUGAUGGCAAAAACCCCCCAGCCUGUAUGCUUGUGGCUUUGGUGUCUAUGAAAGUCAAAGCUUCAAAGCAAAAUUAAAAAAAAAUACUGGGAUUUUAAAGAGUCUGUAAGUGGGAGCUUUUCUCAGGUUUGCAUUUAACCUGGUAUGAGCCAUUAUAUUAGGAAAUAUUCACCUUGGUCUUUAUCAUAGUUUCUUGUGCAAGGCUGUUUCAUGGGGCAGUUGUACUCUAAUCAUACAUAUUUAAUGCAAUACACAGAAAUUCAUUUCUCCUGGACACCCAGAAGUUUCUCAAGCAAACCCUCUACAAAGCCAGUUUCUGUAUUUCCAGUUGUUUAUUUAAUGAGGCUGGAGCAUAUUUCCUCCUCUCCACGCAAAUAUGUAGAAAAGUAGAGAUGGCAUAAGUGAAAACCUUCCAUAAUUUAUUAUUAGCUGUUAGUAGGAAGGUAGUAUACUGUGUGCUGAAAGUACUACAUUAAUUUUACUCAGUAAUCAAAAUAAUUUAAAAAUAGAUACAAUGUUCUUGCAGUUCUUUUCAUUGCCUUUAUUAGGGAUUGCAGAUGGUGGUAGAUGAAGCCUAAAUACCAAACAGAUCAUUAAGUCACGCAUUUAUAUUCUAAUUGGCAAGUUAAUAUUCACAUCUUAAUGCACUUUUUGGACCUUCUACUUUGCAAUGACUUCCAGUAUAUCUUCUGCUUUAUAUGAAAUUAGUCACCAAUACAUUUUUGGUAACUAAACCACAGAGGUGAUGGAAAUUGCCUUUCAAGACUUUUAUACAUCUACAUUUUGUAAAGGAAAGUCACUCAGUCUGAUACUUUAAUGUGAACACUGCAAAUAUCAAUACAUUUUAACAAACUACUCCUCCUCAAGGUUGUAAACCUCCCUUAUGUCAGUGUAUAAUGCUGCUAAAUAGGCAGACACUGAUUUUUGGCUCAUCGUUGCACUGCUGUAAAUAUUCUCUCCAGUUAAAUCAGCACCUACCCAUGUGAGAGCAGAAAGGUUUGCUGGUGCAUUGCAAGGAUGUUUGUGCCAACCUCCAUUCCCCACCCUGCUGAAACCCUCAGGGACAGUUCACAUUCCUUCCUAUGCACUUGUCACUUUGCUCUCCCUCUGACCUGCCUUUGCAUCCUGAACUCUAUGGUAGCUGUGUUUCUAAAAUACUAAAAAAGGCAUGUUCUGAAACUGGUAUUUCAGUUGUUGCCUGGUUUAUUCAAAGUAUCCCUGGUUUAUUCUAUUGCUGCCAUUCGUAUCUUUGAGUUAUAGGUGCUACCUUUUGUUUGAAAACCUCCAAGCACUUCACAAAAGUGACUAAUUCUUUCUUUGGCUUGUUUUGCAAACUGAAGCUGCUAUUUUCAAACCUUUCUUCUGAGUAGCAGACAUUCUGCUACCUUUAGAGAAAACUGCUUUCCUCUGCUGCAGUGGUGCAGAGCAGAGAAAUAAGAAUGUUGUUGCUCCAUUAACAGGUAUAUUCUUAGAGAAAAAAAAAUCACAGAAGAAGCUGGUAUUAACAGUUCUUCCAUGGUAGACUACACUGAGACUUUUCAUUUGAAUAUUCUUUUUCCAGAUUGAGGCCUGACCAGUUAAUUUAGGGCUGCAUGUGAAAAGUCUUACCAAUCUUCAUGUUUGUUUUUUUUUUUAGACCCUAUAAAAUGGGGACUGCAGAGCCCUGGCUUAGAGCUGUCAAAGAACAUUUUGUCUUCUGUCCUGUGAUUUGAAUAUGAGUUUGUGCUGGAAACUCAAAAGCUUUUCUCCUGGUGUGUGAAAUGAGAGAACAGGGUGUUAACCUCAAUUUUAAUUUUGAAAUUGUUUUCCUUCUACCCCUCCUUCUCUCGUUGUAGUAUUGAAACUAGGUUAUAAUUCUGUAAAGCAGCUUUAGUUUUAAUAGGUGGGAGUUGAAAUAAGUUUAAUGCUUUGCUUGGUCUUUGUUUAUUCAAAUGUGGUUAAUGACCUCCUCGAGUAAGAAAACGCAGAACCUCACUCUCCUGAGUGUCUUGUGCAGUGUUAGCAGCUUUGGGAGUGUGCUUGUGUCUGGGGUUUGAAUUCUGAAUUGCUGUUUUGCUGGCUAGAGCUUCCUGCAGAAAGGGGCAGUGAAGUUUUUCCUUAAAAUGCCAUUAGAAGUACCAGAAGACUGCAGACAGUCGAUGAGGGAAGAUGAGGGGACAGUAACUAUCAACAGGAGAGGAGCUAUCAAGCAAGCCAAAAUCCACUACAUCAAAAGUCAUGAAUUUAUCGCCACCUUCUUUGGACAGCCUACAUUUUGCUCUGUCUGCAGAGACUUUGUAUGGGGACUCAACAAGCAGGGAUACAAAUGUAGACAAUGCAAUGCUGCUAUUCAUAAGAAAUGCAUUGAUAAAAUCAUUGGGAGGUGUACUGGUACUGCAGCCAACAGCAGGGACACAAUGUUCCAGAAGGAGCGCUUCAACAUCGACAUGCCCCACCGCUUCCGCGUCUACAACUACAUGAGCCCCACCUUCUGUGACCACUGUGGCAGCCUGCUCUGGGGGCUCGUCAAGCAAGGGCUCAAGUGUGAAGAAUGUGGAAUGAAUGUGCAUCAUAAAUGUCAGAAGAAGGUGGCAAACUUAUGUGGAAUAAACCAGAAGUUGCUAGCUGAAGCUUUAAAUCAAGUUAGCCAGAAAUCUACACGAAGGUCUGAUUCUGGAUCUGUAGAAAGUGUUGGUAUUUAUCAAGAUUUUGAUAAGAAACAUAAAGCUCCAGGAGGAGACACAACAGCAGAUAACAGUGAGUACGACAAGCUCUGGGAGGUGAACUCAACCAAGCCAGUGCCAAGAACUGCAAGGAGAAAAUUCAACAUAGACAGCUUUGUGUUCCACAAAGUGCUGGGGAAAGGAAGCUUUGGAAAGGUUCUGCUUGCCGAGCUGAAAGGGAAGACUGAAUUCUUUGCUAUCAAAGCUCUGAAAAAGGACGUGGUGCUAAUUGAUGAUGAUGUGGAAUGUACCAUGGUGGAAAAGAGGGUCCUUGCUCUUGCCUGGGAAAAUCCAUUUCUCACACAUCUUUACUGCACGUUUCAGACAAAGGAUCACUUGUUCUUCGUGAUGGAGUUCCUGAACGGGGGAGACCUGAUGUUCCACAUCCAGGACAAGGGGCGUUUCGACCUCUACAGAGCAACGUUUUACGGAGCUGAAAUUUUAUGUGGGCUCCAGUUUCUUCACAGCAAAGGCAUCAUUUACAGAGACCUGAAACUGGACAAUGUGAUGCUUGAUAAAGAAGGCCACAUCAAAAUAGCUGAUUUUGGAAUGUGCAAAGAAAACGUUGUUGGUGACAACAAGGCGAGCACUUUCUGUGGGACCCCCGACUACAUCGCUCCCGAGAUCCUGCAGGGUUUACGGUACACGUUCUCCGUGGACUGGUGGUCCUUUGGGGUGCUGCUCUACGAGAUGCUGAUUGGCCAGUCCCCUUUCCAUGGGGAUGAUGAAGAUGAACUGUUUGAGUCAAUCCGAGUGGACACCCCUCACUACCCACGCUGGAUCACCAAGGAAUCAAAGGAUAUCUUGGAAAAGCUCUUUGAAAGGGAUCCAGCAAAACGACUUGGGGUCACUGGGAAUAUCAGAGACCAUCCUUUCUUCAAAACAAUCAACUGGACAGCACUAGAGAAGAGGGAGGUGGACCCUCCCUUCAGGCCAAAAGUGAAAUCAGCAAGUGACUACAACAACUUUGACAGAGAAUUUCUGAGCGAGAAGCCAAAACUGUCUUACAGUGACAAAAACCUGAUUGAGUCUAUGGAUCAGUCUGCAUUUGAUGGAUUUUCUUUUAUUAACCCAAAAUUUGAACAGAUCUUGAACAAGUAAGUGUCUGAACAGCUGGACUUAAAAGCAGGGUUACAAACCAGACUCCCAAGUGUUAAUGCAUUCCAACGACGUCGAUACUUCAGAAUAAUACACCAUAGUGUGAUGAAUUAUGUUCAACUCCUGAUUUAUUGGCAGUGUUUUUAUGCAUGGUUGGGUUUAAGGUAUGUGAAUCAUGUGCAUUAUUUUCUCUGGUUGGGAAAAUGUAAAUUCUGUUUGGUACUUGAAUGUAGUUAUGUUAUAUAUAUAUAUAUGUGUGUGUGCUGUAUAUUUUGCUCGAGAGAAGACACUGGGGAACAGAAGAUGUCUUUUUAAAAUAUGUUUGAGCCCUUGGUUCCUUUAUUUGUCUUCAAUUAAAAGGAAGUUUAAUGUAACUUUCA
Motacilla alba alba is the source of this 5092-nucleotide messenger RNA. It is a transcript of the gene PRKCD, whose product is annotated as protein kinase C delta. Bases 3015 to 4715 code for a protein of 566 amino acids. The record is from RefSeq and is a predicted model, not a curated record. The transcript is spliced from 15 exons. Gene Ontology annotation, biological process: protein phosphorylation. Lineage: Eukaryota; Metazoa; Chordata; Aves; Passeriformes; Motacillidae. Gene Ontology annotation, molecular function: diacylglycerol-dependent serine/threonine kinase activity; ATP binding.